Molecule: messenger RNA, 1629 nt
Organism: Rubroshorea leprosula
Lineage: Eukaryota; Viridiplantae; Streptophyta; Magnoliopsida; Malvales; Dipterocarpaceae
Source: the annotation of a GenBank genome assembly
GGUUCCUUACAAAAUCCAUGUCUCUGAGGAUGGUGAACUAUUUGCAGUUGAUGCAGUUAAUAGCAACAUUGUUAAGAUUACUCCACCAUUGUCACAAUAUAGCAGGGGAAGAUUGGCUGCUGGGUCAUUUCAGGGUUCCACAGGGCAUGUGGAUGGAAAGCCAAGUGAAGCUCGUUUCAAUCACCCCAAAGGUGUAACCAUGGAUGAUAAAGGGAAUGUGUAUGUUGCUGAUACCUUGAAUCUGGCUAUCAGAAAAAUUGGAGAUGCAGGAGUCACAACUAUUGCCGGAGGGAAAUCGAAUCUUGCAGGGUAUAGGGAUGGACCUAGUGAAGAUGCAAAGUUCUCAAAUGACUUUGAUGUUGUAUAUGUUCAACCGACCUGUUCCUUGUUAGUUGUUGAUAGAGGAAAUGCAGCUCUUCGGCAAAUCUUCCUCAACCAAGAUGAUUGUGAUUACCAGUACAGUUCAGUUUCUUCCACAGAUAUCCUAAUGGUUGUUGGUGCUGUCUUGGUUGGAUAUGCUACUUGCAUGCUUCAGCAGGGAUUUGGACCAUUUUUCUCAAACCCGGAACCUUCACAGAGUGAAUUCAAAAAAGAGACAAGGAAGGAAAAGCCCACUCCCAUUGUCAAAAGCAUGAAAGAGGAACCCGGAUCGCCAUCAUUUGGCCAACUCAUUAUUGAUCUGUCCAAGCUUGCACUUGAAGCAAUGGGUAGAGCAUUCCUUUACUUUGUCCCCUCUCGUUUCAGGUUUGGUGGCUCCAAGAAGGGUGGCUCCAAGAAGGGUCUCACACCAUUGAAGAAUUCCCUCGGGAUGCCUGAGGCUGAAGCUCAGCCCGCAGUAGUACAAAGGGAAACUACUCCUGCCCCACUUUCUGAAACCCGGCCUACUCUUGCAGCCAAUUCAAGUGAUAAGUAUUCAGAAUCAAAGCUUCCCAAGAUUAAAUCAAGCAGUUUCAAAGAGCCUUCUUUGAUAAGCAAGCACCGGUCCUCAAAACAAAAAGAAUAUGCAGAAUUCUACGGAUCUGGUGAAGUUCCUCCCUACAUCAGGUCUAAGACCCAGAAAGACAGAACAAGACAUCGCCAGCGCGAUAAAAGCGCAGAGGUUGCAUUUGGAGCAGGUGGGACAGAACCAAAACAUGUUGAGAUGAAGCCCUUGGAUUAUGAUAAUUCCAAGUUUGACCAUUUUACUAUGAGAAACAAGUAUGGCUCUAAUGAUUCCUACCGUUUCUGAAUUCCUUGCUACUACUAGGUGCUAGCAGCUUCCUUGCCCAGCUACCAAAUUUCACCCUUCUCCUUUUAGUCCAAACUCUUGACCUUGAAUAUGUAUUAUUCCAGUUUCCCUCCAUGCUUAGCAUAUAUUAGCAGGAAUUUGCAUGUGGGAAUUGUAAACUAAUGAUGUUAGCUCAGGGGUUAUGUCUGCCUCGCUGCUGCAACACAUGCUUCUUCAAUGCAUUGUAAUGUAGCAUUCUUUAAUGCAUUAUAAGGUCCAACAAAAUAGAGCUGGUGCUGCACAUGGUAACUCAUUUUGCUGCGGAUGUGGGUAUUCUGCAUCUUAUGUUGAUUUUGUCCCCUUGAUGUAGCCUGCGGCCGUGACGAAGAAGAAGAAAACACUAUUAAAGUCAUUAUACAAUC